AUGACGGUUGUGAGUCAACAGGAGGAGUCUCCACGGCAGUCUGACGAGACGGCAAGUGGCGAUGGCGUGGAUGUGCGCAACGCCCAGCCAGACCUGGAGGGGGCAUUUAAGGAGGUGGUGACGCGUUCCCUGGACGAGAUUCUUCAGAAGCGGCCGAAGGACCCUAUUCGGCUCCUUGCCGAUCGUCUGUUGGAAAAGAGUGACAGCCACGAAGUUGAACAACACGAGUGCCUGGUGGGAAACGCCAUCCGUUGCACACUGAAAAAGGCAUGCACGCGCAAAAAGGGGGCAGAUUUGUGUCAAGUCCCUGGUCUGCCGUUGCUUCAACUCACUGUACCCACCGCCUUCGAGCUUGAUGCAGCGCUGCGACACCUUGAGACACUCACACCUUCCAACGCGAGGGUUAUCAUAUUUGUUGAGCCGCCCAACCCACCAACGGAUCUUUUCUUUGUGAAGGGCGUGCCGUACUUUACGGAUAUCACGGAAAAACUUCUUCUUCAGCGCCGCCGUGGGGCAACAGAUGACAUAUUGCUCGGUGAAGGUGACGAUGAGCGUGUGGGAUCCUCUAAAAAAAUGACAUCUCUUCUUCAAAAGGCGCUUCUUUUGGACGUCAAGACCCUGCAGGAGGAGUUGGCCGAUUUAGCCACUCCCCUCUCACGAUUCUGCAUCGUUCAGUUACCAGAGGUCCAGAGUAACUUUUUGGAGGUGUUUGAUAUUAUUGAUAAAGCCUUUGGCGUGCGGAAGCACUACUGGAAUGUACGGACCACCGCUCCUGCAGAGGUUCCCUCUGCUCUUCUUGCGUCGUUUAACCCAAGGAUGUCUAACAUGACCUUUUCGAGAAUCAUCGCGGCCAUAUUACCCUUAUAUGAACAACUGCAGCGCCGCAAGAUUGCGGCCACGCUGGAGAGGAAUAAGGCACGUGUUCAGCAGCUGAACUAUAGCUACAUUACACAGUACUGGACAGAGGUGUUGCAGCGGCGGGACAAAAGGGAUCAAGAGCGAGCAAAGUUAAACGCAUUGUCCCCGCAAGGUAAAGCACCCAAUCAAGCAAUUUCUUCAAGGGCAAAGAGUUCACCGGGCAGAAAGAGGAGAAAGCAACCCAAUGCACUCUGUAUGUCACGCAACCAGAGGCGUGAAAAUGAAGAUGCCACGUUCCUUCGCGUAUCGCAGCGGCUGCAGUCUCAGGCGGCAACACGUAUUCAGGCACUUUACCGAGGCUACCGAUGUAGAAUAACAAUGGUCAAAUUGCGUUCACAACGAGAGAUGGUUCCCGAUACGGCAUGCUGGGUGGAGAAUAUACCAACCUCGCUACCAGUACUUCUUCAGCGGUGUUUGGAGCGUCUCAGCGUGUCACAUGGGGAGCUAUUUGGAAAUUAUGUAGUCUCAUGCCCACCUUCGCCGCGAUGUGUCACUAUUCUGAAGCCAUUACGCAGGGUGCUCAAAAAACAAGAGGAAGAUGAUGUGGAUAGUGAGACCGAAUCGUGGGAAGAGGAGACGGUCAUUUUGCCAUUAAAACGACAAACAAAACCCAUUCCACACUUCAAUGCCCUCCGACGUCUUAUGGAAUGCGAGCUUCUUGGCAGGUGCAAUACUAUUGACUAUGCCACUUCUAUCCAGCAGGACUGCAGCGGUCUCUCGGUGCUGCAAAGACAUGCGUACGACUGUUACAAAUCAUUGGUGCUAAAUCUGAUGCACAUUGCCUUUUUGGAAUUAUAUUACCGUGAAAGGUUACCUGCGGUUGUGGCGACGUUCCCCGAGUACAUGUACCGCUUCCACAGGGAAGUAUUUGGUUGGCUAUCGGCACCACAUCUCUUUUCCCGCAUGGCUCUUCGAGUCUUGGGCGGGGAUGCACCUCUGCUCCCUAUUCUCUGUGAGAGAAAAGUGAUGGAAACAGAACGCGUAUUACUCACGGGGGCUUCUAGAAGAGGAAGCGCUUUUGAGUUUUCAUCCCAAUGCCAAUCUGAAAAACAGGAAUUGCCCUCUCAAGAUGAUCAAAGUUCAGAAGAGAUGAGCCUGCCGGUCCUCUCGAUGGCGUUGGGAGGAUUUGCUAGUGAGUGGACUUGCCAGGGUGUGCACGCAACGCCGGCCUUCCCUACAGAGGUCGUAUGGGAAAUGACCUUACGUGAAGUAUCCCUCACCUCUCAAGAAGGUAAAGUUGCAUGGUGGAGCCUUCCGCCUUAUCCUGCCGUUUACCUCAACGGGGAGGCGUUGGUGCUGGUUCCGCGGCACGAGCUGCAGGAAGUGCAUGGUCGACCUCGGUUUGACGAUUAUGUCGUCCCCAUUGAGGAGGCGACAAAGGAGUCUCCGGUUCUUCCGCAAACCUUAUUUGACAACGCGGCGGUGGAAAAUUCACGUGCGGAACGUUCCCGAUGCGGCUACAGUGGAGUAAUUGAUGGUCUCUCCACAACCAAUUUUGAGGGAAAGUCUCCUGUAGAGGCCAUGACACGUGAAGAUCCACCCGUAUUGGAUGAGGUAUCGUGUUUUUCCACUUUUGGACUCUCACUUCGGGGGGAAGACUUCCAUCUGGCGCGCCUGAUUAACCGAGAGAGAAAACUUCACCCCUUGGGAAAUUUAAAGCUGUACUCAACAGUGAAUCUGGCAGGUCCAUACGGGAUCCCCAUGGCUCAUGCUAGCCAACAACCGUUCGUGUUGGCCCAACAAAGUGAUAUACGAAAGCUAGAUGAAUCUUUCUUGCAUGAAAGUAUUUACUUGGCUGGUGUAUCGAGCUCCAUAAGUCGAUCAAAUCGACGCUUUCGCUCGCGGCAACGUGGGUCGUGGUGCAAAACACUAGAAGCCGUCAAGAAAAAUUUUUUCUCCUCUGAGAAGCUUCAGGCCUCAUGGGAAACCUCCAAAUAUGCUCUAUCCAAAAGAAACUUUCUGGUCUCUCCAGAAGUUACCAGUAGGCCCCGCCGUGAAGCCCCGACAAACCCCAAUUCUUUAAUUGAGGCAGAGACUGUGGAUGUUAUGGCGCGCAGGCUGGCCCAGCGUGUGCUUAAGGGAGCGGAUUUUGUGCAUGAAAGACCCUGGAUUACACCUGUCUGCGGCCGGGCGUGGGUGUUGGUGUUUGAGCAGUUUGCCUCCAAAUGUUACUCUCAAAUGUGUGAAGGGUAUUCCAUCGUCAUUUCGAUGGGCGAUCCAUUUCAGGUGAUGCUCUUUAACGCUGUCUGUCUGCUAAAAUAUGCCAGGCAGUCAAAGGGGAGGAAUUCAGAGGAAGCCAUUGAAUCUUCGACGUUUGGCGCUUCUUCACAUGAUCAUGCGGCUUCGCCUUCUUUCUCCCUGCUGUCGGACGAAACGGCCUCAUGCCUCGCGUUCAUGGAUGGAUUCUACGAGUGCGUGAGUGGGCUCCUGAAGCAAAGCGAUGUCUCCGUCCCGGAGGUGGUGUAUGUGGUGCAUAAAAUUAUGCAUGAAAAUUCUCCGGGUGGCAUGAUUUUCUUGAAUGAAAUUCCUGCGCUCAUGAAGAGUGCAGAGCGGGAGACGGAUCCCCGCCUGUUGGUGGAUGGCAUACUUGCCAUUGUGCAGCGUAUUGAACUGUAUUGCUGGUUGGUUCUCUUCCAGGCAUUUUUGGCGUCACUUGCGGCAGAAGGUGUCGUUGACGAACGAGGCGAUGUGGUACUUUCUUCCUUCUCCGCGUUUGUUGAUGACACUGCCCUUAUGACAUGGAUGGAGCAAUUUGACCCAUGGAAAAACACCCCGGGGAAGUCUCCUGAUCCGUUUCACCUGCGCUACAGCAAUGGAUUGCGCCGCUGGGAUGAUCGCAACUACAUCUUCUCUGGUGCUCUUUGA
Messenger RNA from Trypanosoma cruzi, 3783 nucleotides. RefSeq lists its product as uncharacterized. The record is from RefSeq and is a predicted model, not a curated record. The coding region runs from base 1 to 3783 and encodes 1260 amino acids. The transcript has a single exon. Gene Ontology annotation, molecular function: protein binding. NCBI's taxonomy places the organism in Eukaryota, Euglenozoa, Kinetoplastea, Trypanosomatida, Trypanosomatidae.